AUGGAUGUGAAAGAACGUAGGCCUUCCUGCUCCCUGACCAGGAACAGACGCGAGAAAGAGCGACGCUGUACUAAUUCCUCAGCAGACGAUGAGGAGUGCAGGGUUCCUACACAGAAGUCUUACAGUUCCACUGAAACCCUGAAGGCUUUUGAUCACGAUUCCUCGCGGCUGCUCUAUGGAAACAGAGUAAAGGAUUUGGUUCACAGAGAAGCAGAUGAGUUCACCAGACGAGGACAGAAUUUCACCCUAAGGCAGUUAGGCGUUUGUGAACCGGAAGCUCGAAGAGGACUGGCGCUUUGUGCGGAAAUGGGGCUCCCUCACAGAGGUUACUCUAUCAGUGCAGGGUCAGACGCUGACACUGAGAAUGAAGCAGUGAUGUCCCCAGAGCAUGCCAUGAGACUGUGGGGCAGGGGGGUCAAGUCAGGCCGCAGCUCCUGCCUGUCAAGCCGCUCCAACUCAGCCCUCACCCUGACAGAUACAGAGCACGAGAACAAGUCGGACAGUGAAAAUGAGCAACCUGCAAACAACCAAGGCCAAUCCACCCUGCAGCCUCUGCCACCUUCCCAUAAGCAACACUCCGCACAGCAUCAUCCAUCCAUCACUUCUCUCAAUAGAAACUCCCUGACCAAUAGAAGGAACCAGAGUCCGGCCCCGCCGGCUGCUUUGCCCGCCGAGCUGCAAACCACACCCGAGUCCGUCCAGCUGCAGGACAGCUGGGUCCUUGGCAGUAAUGUACCACUGGAAAGCAGGCAUUUCCUAUUCAAAACAGGAACAGGGACAACGCCACUGUUCAGUACUGCAACCCCAGGAUACACAAUGGCAUCUGGCUCUGUUUACUCGCCACCUACUCGGCCACUACCUAGAAACACCCUAUCAAGAAGUGCUUUUAAAUUCAAGAAGUCUUCAAAGUACUGUAGCUGGAAAUGCACUGCCCUGUGUGCUGUAGGGGUCUCAGUGCUCCUGGCAAUACUUCUGUCGUAUUUUAUAGCAAUGCAUCUCUUUGGCCUCAACUGGCAGUUACAGCAGACUGAAAAUGACACAUUUGAGAAUGGAAAAGUGAAUUCUGAUACCAUGCCAACGAACACUGUAUCGUUACCUUCUGGUGACAAUGGAAAAUUGGGUGGAUUUGCACAAGAAAAUAACACCAUAGAUUCCGGAGAACUUGAUAUUGGCCGAAGAGCAAUUCAAGAGGUUCCUCCCGGGAUCUUCUGGAGAUCACAGCUCUUUAUUGAUCAGCCACAGUUUCUUAAAUUCAAUAUCUCUCUUCAGAAAGAUGCAUUGAUUGGAGUAUAUGGCCGAAAAGGCUUACCACCUUCCCAUACUCAGUACGACUUUGUGGAACUGCUGGAUGGCAGCAGGUUGAUUGCACGAGAGCAACGGAACCUGCUUGAGUCCGAGAGAGCUGGGCGACAGGCGAGGUCCGUCAGUCUCCACGAGGCCGGCUUUAUCCAGUACCUGGAUUCUGGCAUCUGGCAUCUGGCUUUUUAUAAUGAUGGGAAAAGUGCAGAGCAGGUGUCCUUCAAUACCAUUGUGAUAGAGUCCGUGGUGGAAUGUCCCCGCAAUUGCCAUGGAAAUGGAGAGUGUGUUUCUGGAACUUGCCAUUGUUUUCCAGGAUUUCUAGGUCCGGAUUGUUCAAGAGCAGCCUGUCCAGUGCUGUGUAGUGGCAACGGCCAGUACUCCAAGGGCCGCUGCCUCUGUUUCAGUGGCUGGAAGGGCACCGAGUGUGAUGUACCAAAUACGCAGUGUAUCGACCCGCAGUGCGGGGGUCGUGGGAUUUGUAUCGUGGGCUCUUGUGCUUGCAACUCCGGAUACAAAGGAGAGAACUGUGAAGAAGCUGAUUGUCUCGACCCUGGAUGUUCUAAUCAUGGUGUGUGUAUCCAUGGGGAAUGUCACUGCAGCCCAGGAUGGGGUGGUAACAAUUGUGAAAUACUCAAGACCAUGUGUCCAGACCAGUGCUCCGGUCACGGAACAUAUCUUCAGGAGAGUGGCUCCUGCGCUUGUGACCCUAAUUGGACUGGCCCAGACUGCUCAAAUGAGAUCUGUUCCGCGGACUGCGGCUCGCACGGCGUCUGCAUGGGGGGCGCCUGCCGCUGUGAAGAAGGCUGGACGGGCCCAGCGUGCAGUCAGAGAGCCUGCCACCCGCGCUGCGCCGAGCACGGCACCUGCAGGGACGGCAAGUGUGAAUGCAGCCAGGGCUGGAACGGCGAGCACUGCACCAUCGCUCACUAUUUGGAUAAGAUAGUUAAAGAGGGGUGCCCCGGUCUGUGCAACAGCAAUGGAAGAUGCACACUGGACCAAAACGGCUGGCAUUGUGUUUGCCAGCCAGGGUGGAGGGGGGCAGGAUGUGACGUGGCCAUGGAGACCCUCUGCACAGACAGCAAGGACAAUGAGGGAGAUGGACUCAUUGACUGCAUGGAUCCUGAUUGCUGUUUACAGAGUUCCUGCCAAAAUCAGCCCUACUGUCGCGGAUUGCCUGAUCCCCAGGAUAUCAUUAGCCAAAGCUUACAAUCACCAUCUCAGCAAGCUGCCAAACCCUUCUAUGACCGAAUCAGUUUUCUCAUAGGAUCUGAUAGCACCCAUGUCAUACCCGGAGACAGUCCUUUCAAUAAGAGCCUUGCAUCCGUCAUCAGAGGCCAAGUACUAACUGCUGAUGGAACGCCACUUAUUGGAGUGAAUGUCUCAUUUUUCCAUUACCCAGAAUAUGGAUAUACUAUUACCCGCCAGGAUGGAAUGUUUGACUUGGUGGCAAAUGGCGGGGCUUCUCUAACUUUGGUAUUUGAACGAUCCCCGUUCCUCACUCAGUAUCAUACUGUGUGGAUUCCAUGGAAUGUCUUUUAUGUGAUGGAUACCCUAGUCAUGAAGAAAGAGGAGAAUGACAUUCCCAGCUGUGAUCUAAGUGGCUUCGUGAGGCCGAAUCCUAUCAUUGUGUCGUCACCUUUAUCCACCUUUUUUAGAUCGUCUCCUGAAGACAGUCCCAUUAUUCCCGAGACACAGGUACUCCAUGAAGAAACCACAAUUCCAGGAACAGAUUUGAAACUUUCCUACCUGAGUUCCAGAGCUGCCGGAUAUAAAUCAGUACUUAAGAUCACCAUGACCCAGUCCGUUAUCCCAUUUAAUUUAAUGAAGGUUCAUCUGAUGGUAGCUGUAGUAGGAAGACUCUUUCAAAAGUGGUUUCCUGCCUCACCAAACUUGGCCUAUACUUUUAUAUGGGAUAAAACCGAUGCUUAUAAUCAAAAGGUCUAUGGUCUAUCUGAAGCUGUUGUGUCGGUUGGAUAUGAAUAUGAGUCGUGUUUGGACCUGACUUUGUGGGAGAAAAGGACUGCCGUAUUGCAAGGCUACGAAUUAGACGCUUCCAACAUGGGCGGUUGGACAUUAAAUAAACAUCAUGUGUUGGACGUUCAGAACGGUAUACUGUACAAGGGAAACGGGGAAAAUCAGUUUAUCUCCCAACAGCCUCCUGUCGUCAGCAGCGUCAUGGGCAACGGCCGGAGGCGCAGCAUCUCGUGCCCGAGCUGCAAUGGUCCAGCCGACGGCAAUAAACUCUUGGCCCCAGUGGCGUUAGCCUGUGGGAUCGACGGCAGUCUGUACGUGGGGGACUUCAACUACGUGCGCCGGAUGCUCCCCUCCGGGAACGUGACGAGCGUCUUGGAACUGAGAAAUAAAGAUUUUAGACAUAGCAGCAGCCCAGCUCAUAGAUACUACCUUGCAACUGAUCCAGUCUCAGGGGAUCUGUAUGUUUCUGACACGAACACUCGCAGGAUUUAUCGCCCGAAGUCACUUACGGGUGCAAAAGACUUGACUAAAAAUGCUGAAGUGGUUGCAGGGACAGGAGAACAGUGCCUUCCUUUUGAUGAAGCCAGAUGUGGGGAUGGAGGGAAGGCUGUGGAAGCCACACUCAUGAGUCCCAAAGGAAUGGCGAUCGAUAAAAAUGGACUAAUCUACUUUGUUGAUGGAACCAUGAUCAGGAAAGUUGAUCAGAAUGGAAUCAUAUCAACUCUCCUAGGCUCUAACGAUCUGACUUCAGCCAGACCUUUAACGUGUGACACGAGCAUGCACAUCAGCCAGGUACGUCUGGAAUGGCCCACUGACCUAGCCAUUAACCCUAUGGAUAACUCCAUUUAUGUCCUGGAUAAUAAUGUAGUUUUACAGAUCACUGAAAAUCGUCAAGUGCGCAUUGCUGCUGGGCGGCCCAUGCACUGCCAGGUGCCAGGAGUGGAAUAUUCUGUGGGCAAGCACGCAGUUCAGACGACCCUGGAGUCGGCUACUGCCAUUGCUGUGUCCUACAGCGGGGUCCUGUACAUCACGGAAACCGACGAAAAGAAAAUUAACCGGAUAAGGCAAGUCACCACAGACGGGGAGAUCUCCCUGGUCGCCGGGACACCGUCCGAGUGUGACUGCAAAAACGAUGCCAAUUGUGACUGCUACCAGAGCGGAGACGGCUACGCCAAAGACGCCAAGCUGAGCGCUCCGUCCUCCCUUGCCGCCUCCCCGGAUGGCACCCUGUACAUUGCAGACCUAGGAAACAUUCGGAUCCGGGCUGUGUCAAAGAACAAGCCUUUACUUAACUCCAUGAACUUCUAUGAAGUUGCCUCUCCAACUGAUCAAGAACUCUAUAUCUUUGACGUCAAUGGCACUCACCAGUAUACUGUGAGUUUAGUCACUGGCGAUUAUCUGUACAAUUUUAGCUACAGCAAUGACAAUGAUAUUACUGCUGUGACGGACAGUAACGGCAACACCCUUAGGAUCAGACGGGACCCAAAUCGGAUGCCAGUUCGAGUGGUGUCUCCUGAUAACCAAGUGAUAUGGUUGACCAUAGGAACCAAUGGAUGUUUGAAAAGCAUGACCGCUCAAGGGCUGGAAUUAGUUUUGUUCACUUACCAUGGCAACAGCGGCCUUUUAGCCACUAAAAGCGAUGAAACUGGAUGGACAACAUUUUUUGACUAUGACAGUGAAGGUCGUCUGACAAAUGUGACGUUUCCAACCGGAGUGGUCACAAACCUCCAUGGAGACAUGGACAAGGCUAUCACAGUGGACAUUGAGUCAUCCAGCCGAGAAGAGGAUGUCAGCAUCACUUCAAACCUGUCCUCCAUCGACUCAUUCUACACCAUGGUUCAAGAUCAGUUGAGAAACAGCUACCAGGUUGGUUAUGACGGCUCCCUUCGAAUCCUCUAUGCCAGUGGCCUGGAUUCGCACUACCAGACAGAGCCGCACGUUCUGGCCGGCACGGCUAACCCAACAGUUGCCAAGAGAAACAUGACUCUUCCUGGUGAAAACGGUCAGAAUUUGGUGGAAUGGAGAUUCCGAAAAGAGCAGGCCCAAGGCAAAGUCAAUGUCUUUGGUCGAAAGCUCAGGGUUAAUGGCAGAAACCUCCUUUCAGUUGACUUUGAUCGAACAACAAAGACAGAAAAGAUCUAUGAUGACCACCGUAAAUUUCUCCUGAGGAUCGCCUACGACACAUCAGGGCACCCGACUCUCUGGCUGCCAAGCAGCAAGCUGAUGGCCGUCAAUGUCACCUAUUCAUCCACGGGUCAAAUUGCCAGCAUCCAGCGAGGAACUACAAGCGAGAAAGUAGAUUAUGACGGACAGGGGAGGAUCGUUUCCCGGGUUUUUGCUGACGGUAAAACGUGGAGUUACACGUACUUGGAAAAGUCCAUGGUGCUUCUCCUCCAUAGCCAGCGGCAGUACAUCUUCGAGUACGAUAUGUGGGACCAGCUGUCGGCCGUCACCAUGCCCAGCGUGGCUCGCCACACAAUGCAGACCAUCCGCUCCAUCGGCUAUUACCGUAACAUAUACAACCCCCCGGAGAGCAAUGCCUCUGUCAUCACGGACUACAACGAGGGGGGGCUGCUUCUCCAGACGGCUUUCCUGGGUACCAGUCGGAGGGUCUUAUUCAAGUACAGGAGGCAGACCAGGCUCUCAGAAAUCUUAUACGACAGCACGAGAGUCAGUUUUACCUACGAUGAAACGGCCGGCGUCCUCAAAACGGUAAACCUCCAGAGUGAUGGUUUUAUUUGCACCAUCAGGUACAGGCAAAUUGGACCUCUCAUUGACAGACAGAUUUUCCGCUUUAGUGAAGAUGGGAUGGUGAACGCGAGAUUCGACUACAGCUAUGACAACAGCUUUCGGGUGACCAGCAUGCAGGGUGUCAUCAAUGAAACUCCGCUGCCCAUUGACCUCUAUCAGUUCGAUGACAUUUCUGGAAAAGUGGAGCAGUUUGGAAAAUUUGGAGUUAUAUAUUAUGAUAUUAACCAGAUCAUUUCCACAGCUGUAAUGACUUACACGAAGCACUUCGAUGCCCACGGCCGCAUCAAAGAAAUUCAGUAUGAGAUCUUCAGGUCACUCAUGUACUGGAUUACAAUUCAGUAUGAUAACAUGGGUCGGGUAACCAAGAGAGAGAUUAAAAUAGGGCCCUUCGCCAACACUACCAAAUAUGCUUAUGAGUACGAUGUUGACGGACAGCUCCAGACAGUUUACCUAAAUGAAAAAAUCAUGUGGCGUUACAACUACGACCUGAACGGAAACCUCCACUUACUGAACCCAAGUAACAGCGCACGUUUGACCCCUCUUCGCUAUGACCUGCGAGACAGGAUCACCCGACUGGGUGACGUUCAGUACCGCUUGGAUGAAGAUGGUUUCCUGCGUCAAAGAGGCACAGAGAUCUUUGAGUACAGCUCCAAGGGACUUCUGACCCGAGUGUACAGUAAAGGCAGUGGCUGGACAGUGAUCUAUCGUUACGAUGGCCUGGGCAGGCGUGUGUCUAGCAAGACCAGUCUGGGCCAGCACCUGCAGUUUUUUUAUGCGGACCUCACUUAUCCCACCAGGAUUACUCACGUCUACAACCAUUCGAGUUCAGAGAUCACCUCCCUCUAUUACGAUCUCCAAGGACAUCUCUUUGCCAUGGAAAUCAGCAGCGGGGAUGAAUUCUACAUCGCGUCAGACAACACAGGGACACCACUGGCUGUUUUCAGCAGCAACGGGCUUAUGCUCAAACAGAUUCAGUACACCGCAUACGGCGAAAUCUACUUUGACUCCAACAUUGACUUUCAGCUGGUAAUUGGAUUUCAUGGUGGCUUGUAUGACCCACUCACAAAAUUAAUCCACUUUGGAGAAAGGGAUUAUGACAUUUUGGCAGGACGAUGGACAACGCCUGACAUAGAAAUCUGGAAAAGAAUUGGGAAGGACCCAGCUCCCUUUAACCUGUAUAUGUUUAGGAAUAACAACCCUGCAAGCAAAAUCCAUGAUGUGAAAGACUACAUCACAGAUGUUAACAGCUGGCUGGUGACAUUUGGCUUCCAUCUGCACAAUGCUAUUCCUGGGUUCCCUGUCCCCAAAUUCGAUUUAACAGAGCCUUCUUACGAACUGGUGAAGAGUCAGCAGUGGGAUGAUGUACCGGCCACGUUUGGAGUCCAGCAGCAGGUGGCGAGGCAGGCCAAGGCCUUCCUGUCCCUGGGGAGGAUGGCCGAGGUGCGGGGCAGCGGGCGCCGGGGCGGCGGCGCGCCGUCGUGGCUGUGGUUCGCGACGGUCAAGUCGCUGAUCGGCAAGGGCGUCAUGCUGGCCGUGAGCCGGGGCCGCGUGCAGACCAACGCGCUCAACAUCGCCGACGAGGACUGCAUCAAGGUGGCGGCCGUGCUCAACAGCGCCUUGUACCUGGAGGACCUGCACUUCACCGUCGAGGGCCGGGACACGCACCACUUCAUCAAGACCAGCACGCCCGAGGGCGACCUGGGCACGCUGCGCCUGACGAGCGGCCGCCGGGCGCUGGAGAACGGCAUCAACGUGACCGUGUCGCAGUCCACCACCGUGGUCAACGGCAGGACUCGCAGGUUCGCGGACGUGGAGCUGCAGUUCGGCGCGCUGGCGCUGCACGUGCGCUACGGCACCACGCUGGACGAGGAGAAGGCGCGCGUGCUCGAGCAGGCGCGGCAGCGCGCGCUCGCCCGGGCCUGGGCGCGCGAGCAGCAGCGCGUGCGCGACGGCGAGGAGGGCGCGCGCCUCUGGACGGAGGGCGAGAAGCGGCAGCUGCUGAGCGCCGGCAGGGUGCAGGGCUACGACGGCUACUACGUGCUCUCGGUGGAGCAGUACCCCGAGCUGGCGGACAGCGCGGACAACGUCCAGUUCCUCCGCCAGAGCGAGAUCGGCCGGAGGUAA
Messenger RNA from Physeter macrocephalus (sperm whale), 8148 nucleotides. It is a transcript of the gene TENM3, whose product is annotated as teneurin transmembrane protein 3. Gene Ontology annotation, biological process: signal transduction; heterophilic cell-cell adhesion; neuron development. Gene Ontology annotation, cellular component: neuron projection; membrane. The transcript has 29 exons. Bases 1 to 8148 code for a protein of 2715 amino acids. Gene Ontology annotation, molecular function: protein heterodimerization activity; protein homodimerization activity; cell adhesion molecule binding. The record is from RefSeq and is a predicted model, not a curated record. Lineage: Eukaryota; Metazoa; Chordata; Mammalia; Artiodactyla; Physeteridae.